Lepus europaeus (European hare) is the source of this 5435-nucleotide messenger RNA. RefSeq names its product complement C4-A-like. Gene Ontology annotation, molecular function: endopeptidase inhibitor activity; protein binding. Gene Ontology annotation, cellular component: extracellular region. Bases 84 to 5312 code for a protein of 1742 amino acids. NCBI's taxonomy places the organism in Eukaryota, Metazoa, Chordata, Mammalia, Lagomorpha, Leporidae. The transcript is spliced from 41 exons. Gene Ontology annotation, biological process: inflammatory response; complement activation. The record is from RefSeq and is a predicted model, not a curated record.
GAGUCAACUCUGCCCCAAACCCUAGGGUGACCAGAAGGGAGCAGGUAGACAAACAGAUCUGAUCCCUCGUGGGUCUUCCAGCCAUGAGGCUCCUCUGGGGGCUGAUCUGGGCGUCCAGCUGCUUCGUCUUAUCGCUGCAGAAGCCCAGAUUGCUCCUGUUCUCUCCUUCUGUGGUUCGUCUGGGGGUCCCCCUCUCAGUGGGGGUGCUGCUCCAGGAUGCCCCCUCGGGACAGACAGUGAAAGGAUCUGUGUUCCUGAGAAACCCAAGCUAUAAAAAUACCCCCUGCUCUCCGAAAGCAGACUUCACCCUCAGCUCACAAAACAGCUUCGCACUCCUCAGCCUCCAGGUCCCUCUGAAACACGUGAAGAGCUGUGGUCUCCAGCACCUUCUCAGAGGCCCUGAGGUCCAGCUGGUGGCCCAGUCGCCAUGGCUGAAAGACUCUCUGUCCAAACUGACAAACAUCCAGGGCGUCAACCUGCUCUUCUCCUCUCGCCGGGGGCACAUCUUCCUGCAGACUGACCAGCCUAUCUAUAACCCUGGCCAGCGGGUCCGCUACCGAAUCUUUGCUCUGGAUCAAAAGAUGCGCCCCUCCGUGGAUGUCGUCACAGUCACAGUGGAGAACUCUCAGGGCUUUCUUGUGAAGAAGAAGGAAGUGUACGUCCGCUCAUUAAUCUUCCAGGACGACUUCGUAAUCCCAGACAUCUCAGAGCCAGGGACCUGGAGGAUCUCGGCCCGAUUCUCAGACAGCCUGGAAUCCAACAGCAGCACCCAGUUUGAGGUGAAGAAAUACGUCCUUCCCAACUUUGAGGUGAAGAUCACCCCCAGAAAGCCCUAUAUCCUGACGACAGCCGACUCUCUGGAUGAAAUCCAAUUGGACGUGCAGGCCAGGUACAUCUACGGGCAGCCAGUGCAGGGGGUGGCCUAUGUGCGCUUUGGGCUCCUGGGUGAGGAUGGUGAGAAGACUUUCCUUCGGGGGCUGGAGGCUCAGAACAAGCUGCUGGAUGGCCAGAGUCACAUUUCCCUCUCUAAGGAUGAGGUCCAGGGUGCACUGGGGAAGCUAAAUAUGACCAUUCCUGACCUCCUGGGGCUGCGUCUCUACGUCGCAGCAGCCAUCAUCGAGUCUCCAGGGGGUGACAUGGAGGAGGCAGAGCUCACUUCCUGGCGUUUUGUGUCAUCUCCCUUCUCCUUGGAUCUCAGCAGCACCAAGCGGCAUCUCGUGCCUGGGGCCCCCUUUCUGCUGCAGGCCCUGGUUCGAGAAGUGUCUGGCUCCCCAGCCACUGGCGUUCCUGUCAAAGUCUCUGCCACAUUUUCUUCUGGGUCUGUUUCUAAAACCCAAGACUUUGAGGAAAACACAGACGACAGCGGCCACGUCAGCAUUCCCAUCGUUGUCCCUCCGAGCACUGCAAGCCUGCAGCUCUUGGUGUCAGCAGGCUCCGGCAAGCCAGCCACGGCCAGGCUCACCGUGACAGCCCCGCCCCCAGGAAGCUCUGGAUUUCUGUCUAUCGAGCGUCUGGAUGCUCGACGCCCUCGUGUUGGGGACACUGUCACCCUGAACCUGCGAGCUGUGGGCGUCAGCGGGGAUGCCUCUGAUUACUACUACAUGAUCCUGUCCAGAGGAGAGAUUGUGUCAAUGAAUCGAGAGCCCAGGAGGACCCUGACUUCAGUUUCUGUGUUUGUGAGCCAGCACCUGGCUCCCUCUUUCCACGUUGUGGCCUUUUAUUAUCACAGAGGUCUCCCAGUGGCCAACUCACUGCGAGUGGACGUCCAGGCCACGGACUGUGAGGGCAAGCUGGAGCUGCAUGUGGACACUACCAAGGAGUACCGCAAUGGGGACACCAUGAAGCUCCACCUGAAGACCGACUCUCCUGCCCUGGUGGCGCUGGGGGCUGUGGACACAGCGCUGUAUGCGGUGGGCGGCAGGUCCCACAAGCCCCUUGACAUGACCAAGGUCUCUGAGGUUAUGAACAGCUACGACCUCGGCUGUGGUCCCGGGGGCGGGGAUGAUGUCCUUGAGGUGUUCCGGGCAGCUGGGCUGGCCUUUUCUGAUGGAGACCAAUUGACCUCAGUGAGAAGAAGCCUGAGCUGUCCCAAGAAGAAAACCAGGAAAAAGAGAAACGUGAACUUCCAAAAGGCAAUUAGCGAGAAGUUGGGCCAGUAUGCUUCCCUAGAAGCCAGGCGCUGCUGCCAGGAUGGGCUGACGCGGCUGCCCAUGGUGCGCUCCUGUGAGCAGCGCGCGGCCCGGGUGCCACAGCCGGCCUGUCGGGAGCCCUUCCUGUCCUGCUGCCAGUUUGCUGAGAGCCUGCGCAAGCAGCAGCGGGCCCAGGGCCGGGGGGGCUUUGCCCGAGCCCUGGAGAUGGUGCAGGAGGAGGACCUGAUUGACGAAGACGACAUCCCUGUGCGCAGCUUCUUCCCAGAGAACUGGCUCUGGAGAGUGGAAACGGUGGACGCUUCCAAAGUGCUGACACUGUUCCUCCCCGAUUCUCUGACCACGUGGGAGAUCCAUGGCGUGAGCUUGUCCAAAAGCACAGGCCUGUGCGUGGCCUCACCAGUGCAGCUCCGAGUGUUCCGCGAAUUCCACCUGCACCUGCGCCUGCCCGUCUCCGUGCGCCGCUUUGAGCAGCUGGAGCUGCGGCCGGUCCUCUACAACUACCUGAACAAGAACUUGACCGUGAGCGUCCACGUGUCCCCCGUGGAGGGGCUGUGCAUGGCCGGGGGCGGAGGACUGGCCCAGCAAGUGCUUGUGCCUGCGGGAUCUGCCCGGCCUGUUGCCUUCUCUGUGGUGCCCACGACAGCCGCUGCUGUGUCCCUGAAGGUGGUGGCCCGAGGGUCCUUCGACUUCCCUGUAGGGGAUGUAGUGUCCAAGAUCCUGCAAAUUGAGAAGGAAGGGGCCAUCCACAGGGAAGAGAUGGUUUAUGAACUGAACCCCCUAGACCACCGAGGCAGGACCUUGGAAAUUCCCGGCACAUCUGAUCCCAGUAUCAUCCCGGAUGGAGACUUCAGCAGCUUUGUCAGGGUUUCAGCCUCAGAUCCACUGGACACUUUGGGCUCCGACGGGGCCUUGUCCCCAGGAGGCGUGGCCUCCCUCCUGAGGCUUCCCCGGGGCUGCGGGGAACAAACCAUGAUCUACUUGGCUCCAACACUGGCUGCUUCCCGCUACUUGGACAAGACAGAGCAGUGGAGCACACUGCCCCCCGAGACUAAGGACCACGCUGUGGAUCUGAUCCAGAAAGGCUACAUGCGGAUCCAGCAGUUUCGGAAGUCAGACGGCUCCUAUGGGGCUUGGUUACACCGGGACAGCAGCACCUGGCUCACGGCCUUUGUGCUGAAGGUUCUGAGCCUGGCCCAGGAGCAAGUGGGUGGCUCACCUGAGAAGCUGCAGGAGACGGCCGGGUGGCUGCUCUCCCAGCAGCAGGCUGACGGCUCGUUCCUGGACCCCUGCCCAGUUAUCCACAGGGGCAUGCAGGGCGGCUUGGUGGGGAACGACGAGACUGUGGCCCUCACAGCCUUUGUGGUCAUUGCCCUUCACCACGGGCUGGCCGUGUUCCAGGACAAGGAUGCAGAGCUGUUGAAGCAGCGAGUGGACACCUCCAUCUCAAAGGCAAACUCAUUCUUGGGGGAGAAAGCAAGUGCUGGGCUUCUGGGUGCCCACGCAGCCGCCAUCACAGCCUAUGCCCUGACACUGACCAAGGCCUCCCAGGACCUGCAGGACGUUGCCCACAACAACCUCAUGGCCAUGGCCCAGGAGACUGGCGAUCACCUGUACUGGGGCUCGGUCCCUGGUUCUCAGAGCAAUGUCGUGUCACCCAGCCUGGCUCCUCACAGCCCAGCAGAGCCUGUGCCCCGGGCCCCGGCCAUAUGGAUAGAAACCACAGCCUACGCUCUGCUGCACAUACUACAUCGGGAGGGUGAGCCAGAGACGACUGUCCGGAUCGCAGACUGGCUCACUCAUCAGGGCGGCUUCGAGGGGGGAUUCCGCAGCACCCAGGACACAGUGGUUGCCCUGGAUGCCUUGUCCUUAUACUGGAUCGCUUCCCACACCACCGAGGAGAGGGGACUCAAUGUGACGCUCAGCUCCAUGGGCCACAGCGGAGUGAAGGCCCACCAACUGCAGCUGAACAACCGCCAGACGAAGGGGCUGGAAGAGCAGCUGCAGUUUUCCCUGGGCAGCAAUAUUAAAGUGCAGGUGGGAGGAAACAGCAAAGGGACCUUGAAGAUCCUUCGUGCCUACAAUGUCCUGGACAUGAAGAACACGACCUGCCGGGACCUCCAGAUUGAGGUGACAGUCACAGGCCACGUGGAGUACACGAUGGAAGCAAACGAGGACUACGAGGACUACGAGUAUGAUGAACGUCCAGCCAGGGACGACCCAGAUGCCCGUGGGCAGCCUGUGACACCCCUGCAGCUGUUUGAGGGGCGGAGGAACCGCCGGAGGAGGGAGGCGCCGAAGUUGGCCGAGGAGCAGGAAUCCAAAGUGCAGUACACCGUGUGCAUCCGGCGGAAUGGCAAGGUAGGGUUGUCUGGCAUGGCCAUCGCUGACAUCACGCUCCUGAGCGGAUUCCACGCACUGCAGGCUGACCUGGAGAAGCUGACCUCCCUCUCUGACCGUUACGUGAGUCACUUUGAGACGGAGGGGCCCCACGUCCUGCUGUACUUCGACUCGGUCCCCACGACCCGGGAGUGCGUGGGCUUCGGAGCUGUGCAGGAGGUGGCGGUGGGGCUGGUGCAGCCGGCCAGUGCAGCCCUGUAUGACUACUACAACCCCGAGCACAAGUGUUCUGUGUUCUAUGGGGCGCCGAGUAAGAGCAGGCUGUUGUCCACCUUGUGCUCUGCUGACGUCUGCCAGUGCGCUGAGGGGAAGUGCCCCCGCCAGCGCCGCGCCCUGGAGCGGGGCCUGCUGGAGGAGGACGGUUACAGGAUGAAGUUCGCCUGCUACUAUCCCCGCGUGGAGUACGGCUUCCAGGUUAAGGUCCUCCGAGAAGACAGCAGAGCAGCUUUCCGCCUCUUUGAGACCACCCUCACCCAAAUCCUGCACUUCACCAAGGACACCAAGGCCACUGCUGGCCAGAACCGUAACUUCCUGGUCCGGGCCUCCUGCCGCCUUCACUUGGAACCUGGGAAAGAGUAUUUGAUCAUGGGUCUGGACGGCGUGACCCAGGACCUCAAGGGAGAUCCCCAGUACCUGCUGGACUCGAACAGCUGGAUCGAGGAGAUGCCCUCAGAUCGCCUGUGCCGGAGCACCCGCCAGCGGGCAGCCUGCAACCAGCUCAACAACUUCCUCCAGGAGUACGGCACCCAGGGGUGCCAGGUGUGAGUGCCGCUCUCCCACCUCCCUAGGAGGAGGCCAGAGCUAGCGAAGGGGAUGCCAGGAAGUGCUGCUGCUCCUGGUCCUCGAACCCAGCCCCCUGGGGCAUAAUAAAGGCCUUUGGCACCAGUG